ACAGUAAAUCAUUUACGUGUCGCCGCGACGGCGACACUGACACCAUUCAAAUUUCACCGUUCACAACUUCACACCACGGCUCUGUGCUCACUGCUCAGCGUUCGUUGGCGUUGUUGCUCGCUUGGCAUUUAGAGCUCGUUGUUCAUUGUAGCCAGUCCUUGUUGUUUGUGUUUCUUAUCAAGGUUUCCAGUGCAGAUUUGAUUUUGUUGGGUGAGCGGGUGAAUCAACGUUGCGUUUGUGUUAUAAGUGUUGUAAAAGCUGGAUGGGAGUAGUUGUGGAAGAUUGAUCAUUAAUUUAUCUAUCCGAACUUGAUCUGUCGCUGCGAGGUUCGAUCGCUGCUGCAUUAAUCGUAGCCGCGAGUCUCUGACAUCCCGAGUGCGGAAAGCGGGCUGAUUUCCCGUCGUUCGUUGGUUGAUAGUUGAGCUGACAGGAAUUAGCUGUUGUAAAGUGUUGUUGACAGUGUUGGGGCGACUGUGCGGAUCGCGAAGUGGUCGCGAGGAUCCCUUGGAUAUAGUAUCAUAGUUGGAUAGUACUGUCGUGCAGCUGUGCAGUGUGCACUCCUGAUUCCAUCGUGAUCCUUCCCACUUGCAGCUCGCAGGGGGCGGAUUGAAAUUACAAUGACGAGAAUUACGCUGGACCUGCUGCGCAAGCGCUGCGAACACAACGACGGCCUCAUCCACACCGUCCAGGAGCUGGCGCUCCACCAGGACAACCUCGAAGAAAUCGACGACAUCGGGCGGUGGUGCAAGGACCUCAAGAUCCUGUAUCUGCAGGGCAACAGCAUCCAGAAAAUCGAGAACCUGAACCGGCUGAAGGCGCUGGAGUACCUCAAUCUGGCCCUCAACAGCAUCGAGCGCAUCGAGAACCUGGAGGGCUGCGAGUCGCUGCAGAAGCUGGACUUGACGGCCAACUUCAUCGGCGACCUGACCUCCGUGGAGAAUCUGCGCCAGAACGCCUGCCUCGACCAGUUGUUUCUGACGGGUAAUCCGUGCGCGGAGUUCGACGGUUAUCGCCAGUACGUCGUCGCCGCGUUGCCCCACCUCAAGGUGUUGGACGGGCAGGAAGUGAGCCGGACGGAGCGGAUCGCGGCGCUGCAGGAGUUCCUGGAGAUCAAGAGCCGCGUGAUCAAGCAGCAGCACCUGUACAAGACGAAGCGGGUGCGUUCGCUGUCGCUGGCCACCGACGCGCUGCUCUUUCGCACGCCUAACUGAGUCGAGAAUGUGAUUGACGGGGCUUCCUUCUCUAAGGACGCCCAGCGCGCCGACAACGAACGGCAGCUGUCCGCGGCGGAGGACGUGCAGCGGCUGCCCUGGUCGCCCGAGUACCGCCGCCAGAUGACGCGUCUGCGCGCCGCCGCCCUCGGCCAGACCGCCGCCGCUAGACACAAAUCAUGCAAGGCGGUUCUGUGUGGCGCAGAAGCCGAAGAACGGACCGUCAAGCUGGUCAGCAAGUCCGGUCAAAUACUCAAUGUUAACGAGGCUAGGCUGGAAUAUCAGUUGAAUGAUGACGAGGAAAACUGUCAGUUUUUGCUCGAUGUGCCUAUUUACCGGCAUUUGGAUACGUCGUUAAUCGACGUGGAUAUCCAAGCCAACUAUGUGAGAAUCACCGUAAAAGGGAAGAUUCUGCAAUUGAGAAUGCCCGAAGAAAUUGCGGCCAGUCAGAGCAGUGCUCAGCGCUCGUCUACGAGCGGUCAUUUGGUGCUGACGCUGCCCAAGGCUGAGGCAGCCAACCGAACUGCGCAGCGGGUCAGCGCAACCAUGAAGGCCCGCGAUGCCCGGCCAGUGGCCAGUUCCGGUGAGAAGUGCGCGGCUGCCAUAGGGAACACGGCAGUGGAGAAUGCGAGCAGGACGAGCAACACGUUGCUGGAAGUGGAGCCGUCGGCGAAGCAGAGCUGCAGUCUGCACAUCUGCUCCCAGCAGCGCACUCUCGCAGAACACCCACUACAUUCCAGAUUUUCCGCGCCGGUGCGGAAUCGCCCGGACUCUCCCGGCUUCGCCGACAACGGCGACGUGCCACCGCUUGGAUGAAACUGCACGGGAUAAUGGCUCAUUUUAUCCAUCCUUUAUUCCCUUUAUUGAUAUUUUAUAAUCGAUAAUAAUUUUCUCGUUAAUAUUGCACAGUCAAGCGCACAUAUUUUACACACUCUCAUCAGCAGGUUUAUUCCAAACUGACUGGUUUAACUUUAACUACACACAUGCUCCCACAAAACACCAUACCAAGAAGGAGCUUUUUUUGACUAGCACAGUUUAAUUCAGGACCAGCGUGUAAAUACCGUAGUCUGCAGACUGAUAUCACGGUGCGGGAGCGGAUUAGAAGGCGCAAGUGGGGUGGCGCGGCCGCAUGUGGCAGACCAUACGGUGCCGACAAGCCGCGUCACACCCGGCGUUCACCGAGGUGUCGUCCGACUUCCAGUAAUACCUGUCCAAAUUAAAAUCACUUAGAAAAAGGCUUACAACGUCUAGCAGUGCCAGUACAAUCUGACCGGAAGAAGGUCUGGAAUUUGGCGUCGUCGCGCUCGAACUCGUCGAGCAGGGCGUUCCAGUUGCGCGGCUCCAGCUGCUCCAGUCCGAAGGCCUCCUUGGCGCUGUACUCCUUGUACCACACGGGGCCCACUUCCGGCUGCAGGUUGGCCGCCGUGAUGUUGGCGAUGUAGGUUUCAUGGUCCAGAACCGCCUGAAUUAAGGGAACUUUUCGUUGCAACCGGCGCAAAUAAAGACCGUCGCGCGCUGUCGCUUACCCAGGAACUGCCUGCGUAGUCGCCGUCGAUAGUAUACACGCGGAAUCCGGGGUUUUGUCCGGUGUAGGUAGUCACACUGGGCCCCACAUAGACGGCGCCGGUGGCGCGGUUGGGGAAGUCGGGAUCGAAGUAAAGAUGAACGUUAUCCUUGUGUUCGUGGCCGUAGAAUUGCGCGCGGAUCGUGCCUUGGUACCUGUUAUACAACCAGUCAGAAUUCAGUCAACACAACAUGUCGGUAUAUCAACUAAACCGUACCGGGCGACAAUCUUGAGGUAGUUGUCGGUCCAGGUGCGCAUGCAGUCGCCGCUGCCGGGCGGCAGGUGCCCGAUGAUGUGCACCGCGUCGCCGGCGGUCUCGGCGGCCUGCAGUUCGUUGAUGAGCCAGGCCAGUUGGCCGUUGGGGUCGGUGGUGUUCAUGAGGAGGAAGAAGUUCAUGUUGUAGCAGUAGUUGUUGUUCAACGAGAUGAUGCGCAGGCCCGGGUACGGGUUGAUGCGGUAGUACGCGCCCCUGCCGAUCAAGUUUAAUUAUUUCUACUUAAGGUCAACCAACGUGUCCACGGCUGUGAAGCGUCCUUACGCUGUGACGGUCCUGAGGGCGUCCUGCGGCAGCCAGUCCUUCCAGGCGUCGGCCAGGGCGUCGUACAGCCAACCGAUGGUGUUGGAGCCGCCGACAUUGGGAGGCGGGAAGCUGCAGCAUCCAGCGUUAACAACUGCAGUGGUGAUUAAUUGCAACUAGACACUAUCAUUAAUGUGGCGAGGGGCCUACGUGUUGCAGGGAGCGCUUUCGUGGUUGCCGACGACGGGGUAGACCGGCGUGUUGGGGAAGUGGCGCUUGAGGUACUCCACCGUCAUGUCCAGCACCGCCAGCUGCUGCGCGCGGCUCUGCUUCCAGAUGGUGUGGUCGGGCAGGUCGCCGGUCAUCAGGAUGUAGUCGAACUAUUUAUACACCGGCAGUGCAAUUAACUACACGUAGUUAUUUAAAUUCAGUGGGUAAACUAUCGUAUUUAAAUAAUUUACAUGAUCAUUCUUGGCAAUCCAGCUGAACAUGUUGUCCACCAGGUGUGCCGGGACGUCGCACUUGCCGCUGUCGCCCCAUUCACCGGCCGCUCGUCCCACAACAUCUGCGAAAAGCGAAUCAAAUCAGCUUACCA
Messenger RNA from Paramacrobiotus metropolitanus, 3887 nucleotides. Its product is annotated as dynein axonemal assembly factor 11-like. Lineage: Eukaryota; Metazoa; Tardigrada; Eutardigrada; Parachela; Macrobiotidae. The record is from RefSeq and is a predicted model, not a curated record. Gene Ontology annotation, biological process: outer dynein arm assembly. Gene Ontology annotation, cellular component: cytoplasm. Gene Ontology annotation, molecular function: protein binding.